CGACCAUCUCCGCGGCCUGGGCCCGCCCCCUCCGCCUGGCGCCAGGCCGCGGAGCACCGAUCGGCUCGAUGAGCGGGGGCGCUGCUGCGGCGGAGCGGCAGACGCCGGGUCCGCGCCCACUCUCCCCCUCCCCGCUUUCUUCCUGCGCUUCCCACUCCUUCCCCCGCCCUCCCAGCGUUGCCCGCCCCGGAGAGCGGCCCGGAGCUCCCCCGGAGACUCAGGUGGUGAAUACUUACUCUGCUGGAAAAGAGAAGAGUACUUCUUGAGUAAAAAGUAUGCCUCCCAAGUUUAAGCGCCACCUAAAUGAUGAUGAUGUCACUGGUUCUGUGAAAAGUGAAAGGAGAAAUCUUUUGGAAGAUGAUUCAGACGAAGAAGAAGACUUUUUUCUAAGGGGACCAUCUGGACCAAGAUUUGGACCUAGAAAUGAUAAAAUUAAGCAUGUUCAGAAUCAGGUGGAUGAAGUUAUUGAUGUCAUGCAAGAAAAUAUUACAAAGGUAAUUGAAAGAGGGGAGAGACUAGAUGAACUACAGGACAAAUCAGAAAGCUUAUCGGAUAAUGCAACUGCUUUUAGCAACAGAUCCAAACAACUUCGAAGGCAAAUGUGGUGGCGUGGAUGCAAAAUAAAAGCCAUCAUGGCUUUGGUUGCUGUUAUCCUUUUGCUAGUGAUUAUCAUUCUUACAGUCUUGAAAUAUCGUGCUUGAUUUGGUGACAGAGAUCUUCAUUACACAAAAUUUGGGACAACAAUAAUAAAAGAUUGCUGCAUAAUUUAAAUGAAACUUAUGUAUAUAACUUUCAAAACUUCUUUUUCAAGAAACUAAGAGGCAAGUAUCACUUCAAAUUGGAGCAUUGAGAAUGUCCAGUUAUCUUCUUCCCUUCUAACAAAAUGUGUUUUUAAAAAUUAUGUUUAAGGCAAAGAUAACCAGCCUCUAUUUUGCCAUAUUCCAAGGAUCUAAUUUGAAACUAGAUACUUGCCAGUUCAUUGUUUGUACAUGUAAUUAAACAGUGAUCACAAUAUUUCAUACUGUUAAUAUAAGGACUUGUAUUAUUGCAUCGACACGGGGGUCAAACUGGAGUCCAGAAGCCUAUGUAGAGUACCAAAACAUUAUGCUAAAAACAUGCAUAGCCAUUCCAUCAAUAUUUGCAAGAUUCUUCUAACAUUACAAUUGCUUUGCAAGCAAUUUCCACAUGUUUAUGGGUGUAACAAAAGCUAAAUGUAAAUUUUGCUGCCUUCAGCUAUAACAAACAUUCCAGUAAACCUAUUUUUGACUGUAAAAGGGAAUGUGUAGUAAUUUUUUGGCAUAUGGAUUAUUUAAAUGGAAAAUUUAAACAAUACAAAAGGCGUAGUAUGGCACCAUAAAACGAGAUAAUAAAAUUAUUGGAGAACAUCAUUGGAGUGUUGGAAAUGAACAGCAUGGUCCAGUCUGUUUCCAGUUAGCCUCCAAUAAGGAGGGGCCAGACCUAAUGUGAGUAAAUGAAAUCCACAGGUAACUUAUUCUCUGAUCUUAUUUUCAUUGAUAGCUUCCCUCUUUAACUUCAACUAGUCCCUCUACCAGAAGUGCUCAAAGUAGCAAAAUCAUCUGCUUAGCAUUUGCUACUUUUGCAUUCCCUGAUUAUCCCCCGAGAGAUGCAUGUUGUACAAUCAAGUGUCAAAUUAGCCAACAAUGAUGAGUAUAGAAAGUCGAGAUAGUCAUGCAUCAUUCAGUAACCAAAUAGCUAGAGUCACCAUUAAUCUAAGUCUGUUUUUACAGUAAUAAAAUGUAUUGUUAACGUUAAAAUGUGCCAACCUCCUUGUGUUGUCUAAACAAGACAAAGUGAAAAGACAAAGUCCUCAAAUGUGUUCGAGGGAGGAAGCUUUAUAAUAAAAUUGGAGGUUCUGCAGAAACUUGUGCACAUGGAUAUGUUGACUGUAUAUACAUAUAAAACUAAAUUUGAAAUACGGUUAAUAGAAGAACCAGUAUUUAGUUAGGAAAGAAAAAUGAUCCUGUAUAGGUUUUAUUUCUUUGGUCAUUUUAAUUCAGAAUGUCUGAAACAUAGAAUCUGUUUUUUGUUUUUUUUUUAAUUCUACAGGAUUGGUAUUA
Molecule: messenger RNA, 2078 nt
Organism: Odobenus rosmarus divergens (Pacific walrus)
Lineage: Eukaryota; Metazoa; Chordata; Mammalia; Carnivora; Odobenidae
Gene: VAMP4
Product: vesicle-associated membrane protein 4
Exons: 8
Coding region: 276-701 (141 amino acids)
Biological process (GO): Golgi ribbon formation; vesicle-mediated transport
Cellular component (GO): membrane
Source: RefSeq, a predicted model, not a curated record